CAUAAUCUCAUUAACUUCCAAGUGAUAAUCAAAUGGCGCAGAACCAAGAAAAGCAUUCUCUCUCUCUCUCUCUCUCUCCAAACUCUACAGAGACAAUCAGAGCAAACCAGCCUCACAUUUCCACGCAACACAGAAAAGAACCCCAACAGAUGGCCACCACUCUCUCGGCCCGGCCCAACCGAACCCUCCUCGGCCGCGAACCGGCCGGCCCGGUCCGCUCACGGCAGCCCUCCGCCGCCCAAAUUGUGAAGAUAACAGCGAUGAUGAACAGGACCGACCGGUGGCGGUGGGGGGCCGCGGUGUCCGCCCCCUUCCGCCGCACUCUACCGCCGGUCCUCCUCGCCGGCUCGAGAGCCGACGACUCGGCGCCGUCGGAGAUGUCCGUGGAGAACGCUUUGAAGCUACUGGGCGUACCAGAGGGCGCUUCGUUUGAAGACAUACUUCGGGCCAAGAAAUCGAUUAUCGCCGGUUGUAAGGGCGACGAGGAGAUAAUUGCACAGGUAGAGGCUGCGUAUGAUAUGUUGCUUAUGCAAAGUUUGUCACAGCGCCGAGCUGGAAAAGUUGUUGAUAGCAACAUCCGUUAUGCUGAUGUUAAAGCUGUAAACGCACCAAUGCCUCAGUGGCUGCAAGCGACUAUUAAGCGUUCGCAAGUUUCAUUUGAAACGCCAGAUACUGGUGACUUGGGCAUACAAGCUGGUGUAUAUGGAGCCCUCAUGGUCUUAAAUUACGUCAAUGGAGCCUCCACAUCUUCUGCAGCACCCUAUGCUGGGGCUGAUGUUCCUGGGCUGAUCCUGGCCACAAGUUUUGGAGCAUCCUUAUACUUCAUGACUAAAAAGAAUAUUAAGUUAGGAAAGGCAACUGUAAUUACCAUUGGGGGCCUUGUAGUUGGGGCGGCAGUGGGUUCUGUGGUGGAGAACUGGUUGCAAGUGGACAUUGUCCCAUUUUUCGGCAUACACUCCCCUGCUGUUAUAGUUAGUGAAUUUAUACUCUUCUCUCAGUUUUUGGUUUCCUUGUACCUGAGAUAGGAUAAGAAAAAGUUGUAUACAUGACUUAAAUCACUAGUCCUGUAAUUAUUCAUGUGCAUGAUCAUAGAAAGUGUCUCAUGACAUAUUUGUACAAAUUGAAUGUUGUAGAACUGAGACCUUUUAUGCAACUUGUUUUCAUGGGUCAA
This is a messenger RNA of Rhododendron vialii, 1171 nucleotides long. RefSeq names its product protein CHAPERONE-LIKE PROTEIN OF POR1, chloroplastic-like. The record is from RefSeq and is a predicted model, not a curated record. Lineage: Eukaryota; Viridiplantae; Streptophyta; Magnoliopsida; Ericales; Ericaceae. Gene Ontology annotation, cellular component: chloroplast membrane. The transcript has 3 exons. Bases 33 to 1025 code for a protein of 330 amino acids.